Messenger RNA from Zymoseptoria tritici IPO323, 1709 nucleotides. RefSeq lists its product as uncharacterized. Gene Ontology annotation, molecular function: hydrolase activity. Lineage: Eukaryota; Fungi; Ascomycota; Dothideomycetes; Mycosphaerellales; Mycosphaerellaceae. The transcript is spliced from 4 exons. The record is from RefSeq and is a predicted model, not a curated record. The annotation marks the transcript as partial.
AAAUGCCAAAGGAGAACGCUGGAAGGAUUGCUCUCUUGCCAGCAGGUUCAUACGACCGAUUUCUGCACAUGGCUCACUAUCCACCAUCGGCGCCUGGACGGCUUGGCGAUCCGACAAUGUCGGUAUCGAAAGAUCCGCGAACUCAUCCAAAGUUGCUGGCCGCAGUUCAGAAAGAAGGCAUGCACGAGACGACCUUUCUCACUCCGGAAUUCACACCAGAUGCUCCCAAAGAGUCCAUAAUCGAGUUUUGUUCCCAAGCCGAGAAGGGAAUUGAAGAAGUAUACCGCAAUCUGGACUAUACAGUCACCCAUUCCAGUCUCUCCCGUCCAAUCGAUGAAUCCGAGGAGAGAAUCGUCGGACCAGACGGGAAUGAAAUCAAGAUCCUGAUGUAUCGUCCGGCCGGAGAGGCUGGACCGAUUCCAGCUUUGCUGUACUUCCAUGGAGGCGGCAUGAUCAUGCUUCGAACUGACAAUCCGAUGCAUAUCGCCUGGUCCAAAGCUCUCGCCCAGACUGGACUCCACGUUUUCCUCGUCGACUUCCGCAAUGCACUCCAUCCGGAUGGGCUGAGACCCUUUCCAGCCGGGCUCAACGACUGUGUUGCGGCCGUUCGCUGGAUCCGCAAGCACUCCGCGAAGUUGAACAUCAACAAGAUAGUCCUCCACGGCGAAAGUGGUGGUGGGAAUCUAGCACUUGCCACUGCCUUAAAAGCGAACUCGGAAGGCUGGCAGGAUGAAAUCGAUGGAGUCUGCGCCACUGACCCGUACAUCAGCGGCGCAUACAACUUGCCCUUGGAGUGGAAGCUCCGCGAAUUGCCCAGCCUUGUAGAGUUGGACGGAUAUCUGGUCAUGUGUUCGUCGAGCUCUCUGCAUGCUCGGAUCUACGACGAUUUUGGCAAGCAUGCUCGAGACAAAUUGGCGUGGCCGUACUGGGCGGAGGAGGAAGACAUGCGAGGGCUACCUCCGCAUUUGAUCGUGACAGCAGAGCUUGAUCCGCUGCGAGAUGAGGGCAAUGCCUAUUACAGAAAAUUGGCUCGUGCGGGCGUCUCUGCGGUGGGAAGGGUCAGCCUCGGCGUCGUGCAUUCAGGCGAGCUGUUUCUGCGAAAGGCGGCACCAGAGGUCUUCCUCGCCCAUCUGUGGGACAUCAAGACAUUCGUCGAUCGUUUCAACGCGUUGGUGAUUUGUCGAGAAGGAAUCCUCACGCGGAGUUGUGCUUACACGCUAAAAGCGGCUCUACCCGCAGCCUACCCCUUGUCCUUGACAUCCGCUGCUCGCGGGAUCCCUUACCUUCUCAUCCACAUGCUCGAUGCUCAUCCCCCUCGCAUUGUUUCAUCACGCCACAGCAGUGCACGCUACGAUCAGCCCGACGAGCGUCGAGCGAGCUCAUUCGGUUCCUGGCAACUAAGCCUUUUCGCCGUCCUCUACGUCGAAGAGCUUGCCCUUCGAGUUCGGGGCGUAGGUGCCGUAGGAGCGCUAGAAGUUGGCCUGUUCGGCAGUCUCGACCGGGAGGUUGUUAGCGUCGACACCCUCGCCCUAUGGCUAGACAGCCUUCUAUGGCUGGGCCUUUUCGCUGUCAUCUACGGUAAAGAGUUUGCCCUUGGAGUUCGGGGCGUAGGUGCCGUAGGAGCGCUGGAAGUUGGCCUGUUCGGCAGUCUCGACGGGAACGGUGUUGGCGUCGACGCCCUCGCCCUGUGGCCAGACGGCCUUCUAUAG